Messenger RNA from Nerophis lumbriciformis (worm pipefish), 195 nucleotides. The record is from RefSeq and is a predicted model, not a curated record. NCBI's taxonomy places the organism in Eukaryota, Metazoa, Chordata, Actinopteri, Syngnathiformes, Syngnathidae.
AUGUCUGGAAGGGAAGGAGGGAAAAAGAAACCACUGAAGGCUCCCAAAAAACAAACAAAGGACAUGGAUGACGACGACGUGGCCUUCAAGCAGAAGCAGAAGGAAGAGCAGAAGGCUUUGGACGCCUUGAAGGCCAAAGCUUCGGGAAAAGGACCCCUAGGUGCGGGCGGCAUCAAGAAAUCGGGCAAGAAAUGA